AUGUACAACACCGUUCUUGCUGUCGUCGGCGCCGCCGUCGCGGUGACAUAUCUCGCCCUCUCCUACCCCAAGACACCGCUCCGAGCUGCCCCCGGCCCCGCCGUCAUCAAGACCGGCAUCCGCAAGCCGUGGCUGUGGUUCCACGAACUCACCAAGGAGUACGGCGACGUCGUCUAUCUGCAAAUGGGCCCCACCCCCACCAUCAUCCUCGGUUCCGCCCAAGCCGCCUGGGAUCUGCUGGAGAAGAGGGGCGCCAUCUACUCCUCCCGCCCCCGCUUCGUCAUGGGCGGCGAGCUGCUGUCCAACGGUCUCCGCGGCCUCAUGGCCCCCUACGGCCCCUUUUGGCGUAGGUGGCGCAAGCUCUUGCACAGCGGCUUCAUGCAGCGCCGCAGCGAGACCUACAGGCCCAUCCAGAGCCUCGAGUCCAAGGCCCUCAUGCGCGACCUCCUCGAGGACCCGGCCGAUUACAGGCGUCACCUCGAGCGCUACGCCGCUUCCGUCAUCGUCACCGUUACCUACGGCCGUAGGGUCCUUGACGUGCGUAACGACGUCGUCGUGAAGGGCAAUGCCGAAUCCAUGGAGCGCCUCACCCAAGUCAACAUUCCCGGAAAGUACGCCGUCGAGCGUUAUCCCGCCCUCAGGCACGUACCCAGCUACCUCGCUCCCUGGAAGGCCGAAGUCCUCGCCCAGCGACAAAAGGACAUCCAGCUCUACACCACCCUCAUGAACGAGGUCAAGGCCAAGAGCCUUGGCAUGACCGACCUCGAGCUCGCUUAUACCGCCGGCUCUCCUUUCGGUGCCGGCGUGGAGACUUCUGCCGGAUCUUUGGCUAGCUUCCUCCUCGCCUGCGUCAAAUUCGGUCCCCAGUUCAUCCCCAAGGCCCAAGCCGAGCUUGACCGCGUCGUCGGCCCGGACCGCCUCCCUACUUUCGACGACCUCAACGACCUUGAAUACAUCCGCGCCAUCACUUCCGAGACCCUCCGCUGGCGACCCGUCGCCGUUCUCGGCGGCACCCUCACGCCAGCACCGCUGAUGACUAUUACCGUGGCAUGUUCAUCCCCAAGGGCAGCACCAUCAUUGCCCCUCUCUGUCCACCUGAACGAGGCCGACUAUCCCAACCCCCACGAGUUCAAGCCCGAGCGCUUCCUCGAGAAGCGCGAGUAUCCCGGUCCCUGGGGCCACAGCGCCUUUGGCUGGGGUCGCCGUGUCUGCCCUGGCAUGCACCUCGGAUCUUCCUCCGGCGAGGACAUCGACGUCGACAUGCUAACCCCGAGCGUGAACAGUUUCGCUUACACCGAUGGUUUUAACUCCCUCCCUCUCCCCUUUUCCUGCGACAUCACCCCUCGCUCUGAGCGCCAUGCUCAGGUCAUCAAGAAGGAGUACGAGGCCUCUCUUGACGAGCUCCAGAGCUACACCGUCGCGAACAACACCCUCUCUUGA
Parascedosporium putredinis is the source of this 1440-nucleotide messenger RNA. The record is from the annotation of a GenBank genome assembly. NCBI's taxonomy places the organism in Eukaryota, Fungi, Ascomycota, Sordariomycetes, Microascales, Microascaceae.